Bombina bombina (fire-bellied toad) is the source of this 1020-nucleotide messenger RNA. Its product is annotated as olfactory receptor 52P1-like. Gene Ontology annotation, cellular component: membrane. Lineage: Eukaryota; Metazoa; Chordata; Amphibia; Anura; Bombinatoridae. Bases 1 to 1020 code for a protein of 339 amino acids. Gene Ontology annotation, molecular function: G protein-coupled receptor activity; olfactory receptor activity. The transcript is spliced from 2 exons. Gene Ontology annotation, biological process: G protein-coupled receptor signaling pathway. The record is from RefSeq and is a predicted model, not a curated record.
AUGUCACAGUCAUCCAAGACAAUUAAUCAGAGCUUAGUAAGACCAGAAUAUUUCAUCCUUGUUGGGAUUCCUGGGCUGGAGGACGUGCAGGUCUGGAUCUCUAUUCCUCUGUGCAUUAUGUAUCUUAUCACCGUACUUGGAAAUAUAGUCAUGCUGUAUGUGAUUUUAUCAGAAGAAAGUCUCCACAAGCCCAUGUACCUUUUUCUGUCCAUGUUGUCCGUCGUUGACCUUUUGUUGUCUUCAACCACUUCACCAAAAAUUCUCUGGGUCUUUUGGUUCAGUUCCAAGAAUAUUGAGUUUGAUGCAUGCCUCACUCAGAUGUUCUUCAUUCACACCCUGACUGCUAUGGAGUCUACAAUUCUAUUGGCCAUGGCCUUUGACCGCUAUGUUGCCAUAUGUCACCCACUCAGAUACAACUCAGUGCUUACCAACAACAGGAUAGCCACAUUUGGAGUUUUGGCUGUCAUCAGGGGGUCCUUACUGACAAUCCCUUGUAUAUUCCUCAUUAAGAGGUUAUCUUAUUGUAGCACUAACAUCAUUUCUCAUACGUACUGUGAGCAUAUGGCCAUAGUGAAGAUAGCCUGCUCUGACACAACCAUUAACCAGAUAUAUGGUUUGACUGCAUUAUCGCUGAUCAUUGCUGUUGACACAGUGUGUGUGACUUUAUCAUACACUGUCAUAGCCAGGGCUGUCAUGAAACUUUCCUCCAAUGAAGCUCGACACAAAGCAAUUAGUACUUGUGGCUCUCAUAUUUGUGUCAUCCUAAUAUCUUAUGUCCCUGCUCUGUUUUCCUUCUUCUCACACAGGUUUGGUAACAACAUCUCACCUAAGAUUCACAUUACACUUGCUAAUCUUUAUAUUCUUAUUCCACCAAUGUGCAACCCGAUUAUUUAUGGUGUAAAAACCAAGGAAAUUCAAGAUAAAAUAUGUCUGAUUUUGUAUAUUAAGCAAAAGUAUAAAAUGAGGACAACACAGAUUGCUUCUUAUGUCAGCUCAAAUCACAAUAUGCUCCUUUAUUGA